AUUAAAUUAGAUAAAUUUUCUUGUACAAUAAGUGUGCAAGGGUUUGUAAGCGAAAGGGUCUCGCAACUCACCGAUCAGUGUCAGUAGUCUCUCUCAACCAUCUUGGAACGAGAAGCGAAGAUGCCUAUCAGAUGUAUUCUGCAUUGGCAACCCAACCAAGGAACUGUCGUGAACAGCCAAGUCCUGAACGAAAUCUCGCAGUGCGUGGAAACCCUAAACGGCGUCAAAGAAGGAAGAUGCAAAGCCUCUCUCACAUUCUACAGACCUAAUUUACGAGACCAGUCCGUAACAAUCGAUUUUCCGCGUGAUUUUUUGGGGAUUUCGAUGCUGGAGCUGCCCAACAAAUACUUCUUCAUCAUUCGCGGCCAGAAGAUUGUUUUGGAGGCCGAUUCUUCUAUCUUGCUUAUCAUGGAGAAACUCCAGUCCUACAAGUCCAAAGUUGCCCUUAAUUUUGAGGGGGUGCUCUAUAAAUUGGGUGACUUUCAGAUUAGAGUCAUUAAAGUUGUUCCCAAUCAAGCGGAAAGUCUCAGGGGAAUUAUGGUUGAGAUUGAGUACCUCCCUAUUUCUUCAAUUGAAAAAUCUAAGCAAAUCAUGGAAGAGUUCAUUGAUAUAUGGAAAGAAAUCGUAGCAAAAAAAUCAUUAGCUGGUCAGUUCAUGCAUGCCGAACCAAAUUAUGCAGAAUAUGGGCUUGGUGACAAUUAUACUUCUCAACAUACAGCUGUUCAGUAUGCUGCUGCAUUGGCCCAAUUAAUUCAGUCUGCACAAGUACGGAACUAGGACCGAUGAGAAGACCUUCAUUAUCUGUUGUUGUUUGAAAGAUGAAAGACUACUUUCUGUUUUACUGAACAACCAAUUGUCUAAGUUCAAUAAUUUGUUGUGUCUACCUCACUUAUAUUCAGUUGAUUAUAACUAAAUUAUCAAUCUUUAAGGUUGGUUUAUCCGUCAUUCA
Molecule: messenger RNA, 949 nt
Organism: Cajanus cajan (pigeon pea)
Lineage: Eukaryota; Viridiplantae; Streptophyta; Magnoliopsida; Fabales; Fabaceae
Product: mediator of RNA polymerase II transcription subunit 20a
Biological process (GO): regulation of transcription by RNA polymerase II
Cellular component (GO): mediator complex
Molecular function (GO): transcription coactivator activity
Source: RefSeq, a predicted model, not a curated record